AUGGAUCCCGUCUCGGCGAUCGGAUUGGCCUCUGGGAUCUUGACCUUCGUUGAAGCGGGCCUCAAGCUCGUAAAAAUAGCCUACAACAUACACAACUCUCUUGAUGGGGUCUUAGAUGAAAACAGACACCGCAAAAGUGUCAGUAGUGAAGUUAUCAAAGCGGCUCUGAGGCUAGAAGUCGCGGGAAACGCCUGGUUGACCCCCGAGCAAGAGUCACUUUCGAAUCUUGCCAAGAAGUGCAAGGCGACUUCAGCAGAACUAGUCAAAACUUUGAACGAAGUCAAGCCGAAAAAGAAUUCGUCUAAUCUCUUCAUAUCGUUGCGAUAUGCAGUUAAGGCAACUGUCAAGGCGAAGGAUAUCAGUGGCCUGGAGAACCAGCUAAAAGACUAUCGUGAUCAGCUCAUUCUCGCACUGGUCGAUUUCUCAAGAGUCGAGGCAGCAGAUGAUUUCAAUGAACUAAUCUCACUUGCCAAAGGCAACGAAGCUACAUUGAAGAGUUUGACCCAGGCCAUAGAGCACUUGCGCCAAGCACAGCUCACCGCACUUGAUUCAAUUGCCAACAGGCUCAAUACGCAAGCUUACACCCCACUCCAGAAGCUAAUAAUGAUCGACGAAGAAACCCGUCAAUCUAUAUAUCAGGAUCACAUUCUGGACAGCCUCAAGUUUGAUGAAAUGCAUCAGCGAUUUGACGCAGUCCACGGUGCUCAUGAAGAUACCUUCAAAUGGAUUUAUGAGCCAAUUCAAAUUACCGAUGAAGAUGAGGACAUGUCUUACGAGAAAUAUGUAAGACAAGAAGCGGCGCUUAAGAUGCAACUCGAAUCAAGAGAGAGAUUAUUAGGUUGGCUUUUAUCAGAAGGGUCAUCAUCACCAAUCUUCCAUAUCUCUGGAAAGUUGGGAUCUGGAAAAUCAACAUUAAUGAAGUUUCUAUGCUCUCAUCAGACGACAGAGGACGUGCUAACUAAGUGGGCUGGUACAAAGAACCUUGCGUUGGCUUCGUUCUUCUUUUGGCGGAAUGGCUCAAAGACACAGAAGUCACUAGACAGACUUUGCCGCUCAAUGCUUCACGAUGUACUGAGAGAGCGGCCUGAUCUAAUAUCUGAGAUCUUCCCUGAUCAGUGGCGUCAAGCGAAACAAGCUCCCUGGAAGGUUCAGCACCGUCAGGAUAUCCCAUCGUUUUACAUUAAAGACGCUCCCGAAAGGCUCCUACAAAACAGAAAACUUUACCAGCAACACAAAUUCUGCAUCUUUAUUGAUGGUCUCGAUGAGUUUGAGCCUGGCCUUCAAGAUGGGUUGGAUUACAUUGAUUUAGUCAUUGCCCUUCGACAAUGGACGACUUAUGCUGAUGGGAACCUAAAGCUCUGCCUUUCGAGUAGAGAAGAAGGUGUCUUUAUGGAUGAAUAUGAGAAUGACCCUAGCUUCCGACUCCAGGACUUGACCAGAUUCGAUAUGCAAAACUAUAUCCGCAGUCGCCUGAGCAACCUAAAGGAUGAAGACCUCAAAAGCGAGCUCGUCACUGAUAUCCCGAAGAAGUCCGAGGCAUUGAGGAAUCACCUCAACACUUUGCCUAAAGGUCUCGAGUCACUCUUUUACCACAUCCUCCAGCAGCUCGAACUUGAUGAUGCGAGAAAGACUCUCCGGAUUAUAGAUUGUCUUAAAACUGCCAAAUCGACGCUUUUAGAGCUACCAUUGCUCGCUUUCUCCCUUCUGGAUGAAUAUGAUAGAGACUUAGAGUUUUCGCUACGAGACGGUCUCGAAAAUGGCAUUAUCCCGGAUGAGAACGUUCUCAAAGCUCAACUUCGAGGUGCUUGUGGGGGACUGAUAGAAUGCGUUGAGGGCAGACAGUAUGAGGGAUUUCAAAUUCUUGAGUUUGUUCACCGAUCAGUCCCUGACAUGCUCCAAAGGAAUGCAGGAAGAUCAGAACUGGCUCUUCAAAUAGAAGCUGCCCUUGUCGGUACCAAUACUGUUGAUGUUGUCUCCCAUGUUUGCUUUGCUGCUAUUCAACUCUUGAAGCUCUCAAGAGCAACAGAGGCAGUGAGAAGCAUAUGCCAGUGUAUAGUAUACAUACGACUCUAUAGGAGGAUUGACAAGCCACCGUACCAUUUCCUGGAAUACAUUGGCUUUUGGAUUGACGAUAGGUGGCUGGACGACAAUGAGACCAAGUGGCUUUCCUGUUGUGCUUCUUACCCUCCCACGAUUGGAAUCCGAUGCAUCACAUCUCACCAACCGGCGGCUACCAAGGCCGACAACACAAGAAUUAUUAAUAACAAUAUGUAUCUUGCAGCACUUUCUGACCAUAUGGAUUACAUAGAGUGGAAAAUCCUGAAUGAUGCAAACGCUAUGAACAACUCGGCCAAGAGAGCCUUGGUUGGACAAUCAGUUCUGAUGUCAGCACAUUGGGAAAUGUUUUUCCAGAACGAUAUCUUUGCAAUGGAUCCUGUUAUACCUUUGAUUCCUUCUGUCUAUGAACAAGAACUACUAAGCGGAAACGACAGUGGUUCAUGUUUCCUGUCAGCCUGGCAAUUCUUCCUAUCCCGCAUCAUUUUGGGUUUCAGCCAUUGGUCUUUUCAUUCCCCCGAAAACGCCGGAACUAUUAUCGAACGAUUUCUAAAACAAGGUUCAGACCCAUAUUGCCGGAUCGUUGUUGCGAAUGAAGAGUCUGCAAUGUCAAUGACAAUUUGCUUUCGAGAAUUAAAAGCUCGCCACAUUAUCCCGCACCACUACCGGACAUCGAUACCUGUCUUCAAUGAUACAAUGCAGGCGGUGAUAGAAAAGUGUCUAGUCUUGGGGGGAAGCCCGUGA
This is a messenger RNA of Fusarium redolens, 2799 nucleotides long. RefSeq lists its product as uncharacterized. The record is from RefSeq and is a predicted model, not a curated record. The transcript has 5 exons. Lineage: Eukaryota; Fungi; Ascomycota; Sordariomycetes; Hypocreales; Nectriaceae. Bases 1 to 2799 code for a protein of 932 amino acids.